AUGCAUCCAAGUACUUCGAGAGACCCCAGGGUCCUAGUGCAGCCCGCCGUCCAAGCCAACAAGGAGCACCAGUACGCGCUCAAAGUCUAUACCGAACGUUUGGAGGCGGAGCUAGAACAUCUGGACAAGCUUCUCGCUGCUACAGAAAUUUCGGAUGAUGAGGACGAAGGAUUUUUGACGGUGAACUCAGGAGGGGACGUCUACAUUCCCGGUGCGGUCAGGCCCAGAGGGUUAAUUCCAUCAAGUCUUCUGACGGACGAGGACUCCCCAUUCUAUGACGUAGCUGCGAGGCGACAGCGUUACGAGAACUUCACGGUUUCCCAUCCAAUGAAUGCUCGAGAACUCGAUGCCCUCGCUGAAGCUGUGCGCUCCGAAAACUAUCGUUUGCAUGCAUUGGAGGCGCAAGCACGGGGUCUGUCCUCCUUUCUGGCCGCGAGCGAGCCGCCUCCGGACUUCAGCAUGAACAAGCAAGGAAUCGACUGGGAGCGCGUCGCACAAAAGGUGUCUUUUGCGAGCACAACGGUGCAACGGACAGCUAGAGAAUGUGAGAUUCGCUGGUUAGGCGAGCGCCACCCGCAGUUCAAUAACGCUCAGUGGCCGCAGUCAGAGAUCACGAAGGUCAGAGAGCUUGUCGGCGACGCGCGCCAAGGCGAGAUCGACUGGGUCAAGAUCGCUGAAAAGCUCGGAACCGGUCGCACCCCUGUGGAUUGCAUGCGGCACGCCAUCCCUCGAAGGACCCAUACAUGGACUCCCGAUGCGGAUCAACGCCUGUUGGAGGCCGUCGAUGCAUAUGGGACCGAUAGUUGGGCCCUCGUGGCGCGGGCGGUCUCGGAGGACGCCACGGCGGCUCAAUGCCAAGGCCGCUACCUGAGGACUCUCGACCCUACUCUCAGACGAGGACCGUGGGCCCCUGACGAAGACGAGCAGCUGCGCCGUGCGGUGGCUGCCUUUGGACAUGCUUGGAUCGACGUCGCGGCGUUCGUAGAGGGCCGCAAUAACGAGCAAUGUCGUGAGAGGUACCAAGAGUACCUGAACCCCACCGUGACGAAGGGCAAGUGGACGGAGGACCAGGACUCCGCUCUCCUGAAGGUCGUCGAGCAAGUCGGCGAGGGCAAGUGGAAGGAGGUCAGCCGCGUGUUGAACAUUGGCCGCACUGACAACAUGUGUCGGAUGCGUUACACGUUGCUCGUGAAGCGGAAGAAGGCCGGUACGGCGUCCCCAGGCCCUUCAGGUGCGGCGAGCGCCGCCCCGUCUCGUCGUUCGACCCCCGCAGACAAAGGGACCCCUGAGAUCCUCAUCCUGCAUCCUGAUACGUAUCACUCUCAGUCCUCGGCUGCGACACCUGCCCCCGCACCCGCUUCGGCCUCAGUCCCAGCCCCUGCUCCCAAGGCGAAGCCUAAACCGAAACCUAGAGCACGCCGUAAGCAACCGACUGCCCUCGCAGAGGAUAUCGGGGAACGCGCAAGCGAGUCAAGCGCCGCAAACGUACCAGCCGCAGGUCAGCCAGAGCGGCAGGCUACGGAGGUGCCCCAGCAGCAGGCACAGCCUGAGCUAUCUGUGGAAGGAGAGGAUGCGCAGCCGAGCAAACGACGACGAACGGUGCCCCCCUCGCCUCCCCCGGCUGUGCAAUGGACCGCCGCGUCGACAGAGCAGGAAGGAGCCCAAAAGGACGCCACCUUGGAAGACACUUCGGGCAGCACACAAGAUGCUCAGCCAAAUGAGAUCGCGGAGUCUGAGACAGAGAGUACUCCAACGACCCCAGGACGUGGACGAGGGAGGGGAGAGGGGAGAGGCAGAGGACGCGGACGGGGGAGGGGACGUGGUAAGUCGCCUCGGCGGAGUAGAGUGAAAGACAACAUCGCCACACCGCCAAGCUCAUCAGGCCAUGGAACCUCAACGAUCGCACCUUCCGAGGAGAGAUCGUCUGUGUCUACGCCCACAAGGCGGCAACCGCCAAGGGCUGUUAAUAAAGCAUCCCGCCGAGACUCACAACUGGAGGAGGCGGAUACUUGA
This is a messenger RNA of Dichomitus squalens LYAD-421 SS1, 2013 nucleotides long. RefSeq lists its product as uncharacterized. The record is from RefSeq and is a predicted model, not a curated record. The coding region runs from base 1 to 2013 and encodes 670 amino acids. The transcript is spliced from 9 exons. NCBI's taxonomy places the organism in Eukaryota, Fungi, Basidiomycota, Agaricomycetes, Polyporales, Polyporaceae.